AACAAAAAAACACAUUAAAGUAUAUAAGAACGCGGCAGCGAUUAAUUAUUUAGUUUAAAAAAAAAUAGCAAAGGAGCGGAAAUUAAUCAUAAAUAAUUACAAAAGUUAUUUUUUUUUUUACAAAAUGAUUUUGUAUUUUUUUUGUGUUUUUUUACUGGAGGCGAGGCAGACUGAGGCUACAGGAAUUCUCACCGAAGAUGUACGGCCAGAAUUUCCUAAAUUGUCAUUUCCAAUACCUAUGGAACCUUCAAAUUACAUCGAAAAUCCAUUGGACGCAACUUUCGAGUACCUAAUUCCAAAAGUUGGUGGCGACUAUGACGAGUUAUCGAAUGAAAUAAUCGAUUUCGAUAGGGAAUAUUCAGAAAACGAUUAUCAUGACUUCGAAUCUGACGGUGAAUCGAUUAAUAAACCCAUUAAUAAUUUUCAUAAUCUGAUUAAUCCUACCUAUGGUCACAUUAAUCCAAUUAAUCCCAUCGUUAAUUCCAUUUAUUCUCUGAGUCGAUUAAAUCAAACCAUUAAUCCUAUUAAUGAUGUUAAUGAACCAAUUAAUCAGUCAAAAAACUCUAUUAAUUCUACUAUUGAACCCAAAAACCUUAUUAAUCCAAUUAACAAGCCCAUUAAUCAUAUUAAUGAACCUAUUAAUCAUAAUCUUUUUUAUAAAUCCAUUAAUCUUGUUAAUGGAAUUAAUUUUCCCAUUAAUGCGCCUGAAAAUCUUAUUAAUCAACCUAAUAAUCAUAUUAAUGAACAUACAAAUCCUAUUAAUUCUAUUAAUGAACCCAUUAAUGCGAUUAAUAGACGCAUUAAUCUUAAUAAUGAACCCAUUAAUCCUGUUAAUGAAACCGUUAAUCCUAUUAAUCAACCUCGUGAAUCCAUUAAUGUGGUUAAUGAACGCAUUAAUCUCAAUAAUGAACCCAUUAAUGCGAUUAAUGGAUGCAUUAGUCUUAAUAAUGAACCCAUUAAUCCUAUUAAUGGAACCAUAAAUCCUAUUAAUCAACCUCAUGAAUCCAUUAAUCCUAUUAAUAAUUCUAUUAAUAAAAAAAAUUCAUUUAAUUUGAGAAAAGAAACUUCUGUCAUACAAAUAGAAUUAACGUUAAUUAAUGACACCAUUAAAUUAAUAACAAUAGGAUCACCUGAUCCUCUACCACAAUUAACUGAUAUACAAUUAAAACAAUUAAUUGAUGACUUACGUCAUAAUUUGACAGAUUAUAAAUUUACUAAAGUGAUUAAUGUCAUUAAUUCUACUAAAGAAUCUAAGCUUCGCGAUAUGAUUAAUAGAAUUAUGAGUCCUAUACCUGUGUUCGAUAAUUCGAUAUAUCGAAUUAAUGAACCGAUUAAUCGAAUUAAUGAUCAAGUUAUUAAUGUCCACUUUAAUUUAACGUUAACCGAUGGGGUAAUCAAAUUAAUAACAGUUACAUCAUCUGAUUUGUCGAUACGAUUAACUGGUGAGCAAAUUGAACAACUGAUUAAUGAGUUGCGUAAAUUUUUAAUGGAUACUAAACCGAUAGAAGUGAUUAAUGCGAACAGUAGCGACAGAUAUUUUAAGUCUGAGGAAGUCAUUAAUUUAUUUAAUCGAUUAAUCCUUCCUAGACCAUCGAUUAAUCAUCAUCAUGUUGAAUCUCACUCAGUUGCGAUUAAUCGAGUGAUUAAUGGAGUUAAUAAUGAGAUUAAUGGAAAAAUUAGGGAUCCGCGACCUGCAGAAUUUGAUUACCCGAUGGCUCGGUUAAUUACUCAACAUAAAUUUAUUAAGGAUCAACUGAUUAAUGGCAUUAAUAAAUCAUUAAUGAGAAGUAAACGCGAUGCCAUGGCUGUAAAUUUAACGCAAUUUGAUGAAACUGCGAUGGAAGAAUUGAUUAAUCGAAAAAUAAAAAAACACGAACAACGUAAGGUAUCAAUUGAUAUGAAUAGAAUUCUUAUGUUUAAUGAUGAAGGCGAAUUAAUCAUCAGAGAAUCAGUUAUGAGAAAAUUGGGAUUAAAUGAUAAUAAAAAAAAAUAUACUGACCUUAAUGAGCUGUUUGAGGACUAUCUUAAAAAACAAGAUGGCGGAGAUGGUGAAGAUGAAGACGCAGAUGAUUUUUAGAGUAAUUAAUCUUAUUAAUUAGAUGGAUUUUUGUGGUUUGGAAAUGGGAUACUAUACAGUUUAAAUUUGCACAUAUGUAGAAUAAGAAUUUAUUUCAAAUAAACUUUCAUAACUAUU
Microplitis demolitor is the source of this 2194-nucleotide messenger RNA. RefSeq names its product putative leucine-rich repeat-containing protein DDB_G0290503. Lineage: Eukaryota; Metazoa; Arthropoda; Insecta; Hymenoptera; Braconidae. The record is from RefSeq and is a predicted model, not a curated record. The transcript has 2 exons. The coding region runs from base 125 to 2077 and encodes 650 amino acids.